UGAAACUCACACCGGCUGCCCGAAGAUCCUUAUCUGCGUCCCAGAAUAGCACUUCUCUCCCUUCUCUUCCCUCAGUGACUGGGAAGCCGCAGUGUUUUCCCCUUUUUCCCCAAAUUCUGCUGGGCCAUGAAGGCUGGCAUCGCUGCCCUGACAGCGGGCAUCCUGGGCAGCACGGCCAUGCUGCUCUUCCUGCUCGCCUUUGGGACGGACUACUGGCUGCUGGCUGCGGACACGUGCGGGGUCAUCGGGGAUGGAAACAACACGCACCAGUCCAGAGAGGCAGACACACUGACAGAGGCUGGGACGCAGAUCCUCACUUUCCAUCACGAGGGCUUCUUCUGGCGGUGCUGGUUCUUCGGCGAGGGCCAGUCCACGACCAUCUGGACCUUCUGGUACACCAGCCAAGCGCACCCCAAGCACUGCAUGCACAGCUACCUGUUCCCCAUGCCCAUCGUCCUGGGGCCUUUCCCACAUCCCUCCUAUGACACGACUGCAGUGUACAGAGGCUUCUGGACGGCGUUCAUCAUACUGGCCGUUGCUGCUGGCCUGGUGGGAGGACUGCUGCUGGUGUGUGGUGUGCCCUUUGUCAGCGCCAGGUCCUACAAAGUGGGCGGCGGGUUCCUGAUAGCCUCAGGAAGUUUAUUUCUCCUGCUCAUUUUCCUCUUUGUGCUGUGGAAGGAGUUUGUGGCCGAUUUCCAGAAGUACAUCCUCCUGGAGAGGAGCGAGGUGUGCCUGCAGGAGGCUCCCGUACACGUGUUAUAUGGCUGGUCCUUCUUCCUUGCUGCCGCCGGCGUGCCCCUGUCGCUGCUCUCUGGGCUCCUCUUCUUCCUGAUCGGCAGAGAAAUGACAGAGUCACUUGAGUAAGAAAAGGUGCUGAGAAACUCUUGGAGAAAACUGUUGAUGCUCCUUGUAAUGAAACAUACACAAGUUUUGAAGAUUAUGUCCUUUUUGUAGCUGUAUCUAUUGGCGUAGGUGCGUGAUUGAAGUAAGUGUUAUGUGGAGGCAGGGUGGAGCACUUAGCAUGCAAACACUCUCAGUCCUGUAGGCAUCUCUCUGGACUGUGCAGCAGUUUCAGGUGGGAGGACCAGCCUCCGCUGUGGCCAGCAGUCACCAUGGCUCGGCACUGCCAGCGCGGCCCAUCCGUGUUCAGCAGCAUUCCCAGCAUCCUCGUUUCCUCUAAGAGGUAAUCGAAUGUGGCUGUGGGGGUGUAUGCUCUGACAUCUUUUCUGAGAAGCAAUUAAGGAUGAUUUUUUUUUAGCUAGCUCUAAUUGACGUCAAAGGACAACCGUUUUAAUGGAAUGUCUGGAAACAUGAGAGUUUUUUUCAUUAAAAGCCUUGAUUCUGAAGAUACAAAUGUACCUGUGCCUAACCUAACUCUUAAUAAUGACUAAACUAAUUUCUGUGGUAUGCAACAUGAGAUGUAUUAAUUAGUAUUUCUUUAAAGCGCUGUGCUACAAUGCAUUUAAGAUUUUGCCUGAACAGAGAGCUGUGGAAAUUUGCAAUCCAAAACUGAAAAUUAGAGCUGGGGGAAAGAAAACGGGAACAAUGAUGCUAUGAUUUUUUUGUUUGUUUGUUUGUUUUUAUGGUAGAGUUUGUCAGCCAGCUCACCAUGGGACCCUGUUGUAUUCCACCUAGCAUAAGAGCCAGCUCUGAAAAGACUUAUUAUAUACAAUUUAUAUAUUUUUUAAUUCUUGCAAUUGCUCAAGUGUACAUUGUCUGACAGGUUAAAGUGGUCCCACUAAGAGUAAUGCAUACUAAUGCUAUGUAAAACGAUCUAAAUUCAGGAGGUGAUGUCAUUUAUUCUGUGUAUGUGAAGGCUUGUAGACACUUGAGAAAUGACAAAGAGUUGAUCUUGUGUUUUUCAGUCAAGAUCUUGCUAUUUUGAAGUAGUUUGUUGGGCCCUUGCUUGCUGAAUUCAUCUGCAUAAAUUUUAAAUUAAACCUACUAAAAAUACAUGCUUUUCUCAUGGAUGUCAAAGUUUAUGGUAAACAUAUUUCCAAAGCUUUAUGUCAUACUACUGACUCAGUAUAUUUAAUUAAUAAUGUAAUGUAAACCUCUUCUAGAAAGCAGCAAAGACUCUUGGCAGUAUAAAAAUGUUUGUUAAUGCUCUUCCUAAAAUAUUAUUCAAGUCUGGCGUUUCUUUCCUUUUGGAGUUCUAAUUGCUCUUUUACAAGACUCAUUGCAUACACAGAGUGAGAAAUUGUAGUUCCCACAUGUAAAGAUUAGUUCUUUCGUAUGAAUAGCAAGCUUGUUCUAUGGUUCUUAAGUAAAACUCACACUAAUUUCCAUUAAGGGGAAUUUCGUUUGAGUAGAAUUGUUAUAUACAGGUGAAAAUCGAGCAUUUUUCCCCAGUGAGUAGAUGCUUCAUGACAUUACAAACACACUGAUACUUCAGUGUUUUAGCUGGCAUUUUUAAACUUUUUUUUUCUUUUUUUUUUUUUUUUAAUUUCUCUCUCUUUGGGUUAUGCCUGUGCCCCAUCAGUUCCUCAAGUGAUAAUUUCUCACUAUAAAUUCUCUUUGAAUAAUUUUUGUCAUGUAAUUAUCUAUUCGGUGUAGAGAUGAACACUUACGGUCACAAAGAAUAUAAGUAUAUAAUCCAGGAGCAGAAGAGGUCAAGAUUUACAGUCACUUGCCUUUCACUGAUCCCAUAAAACAAUCCAAGCAUGCAGAAAUGAUGAUCCCAUAAGAGACACCAGGGCAGAAGUAUGAGAAUGCAGCAAGAAAUCCAUCAGACUUAUUGAUAUCUGUGAAGCUGAGGAUCCCUGAAGUUGUGAAUACAGAAGUGAGUUUUAUAUUACAGAAUGAAAUAUUUAUUAACUUUCUCCAUCUGUUCUUUAAAAAAUUUAGUUUAAUGUCAUCAAGGCAUUUAUGGAAUACAUUUAGCUUAAUUAUGCAUUCAUGCCUUAGGGAGUAAACCAUCCCUGGAGACUUGCUCCUUCUGGAUCAGCUCUAGAACAAGCAAUAGUUUAAAACUCAAUCAUUCUUUUCAAAAUCAUGACUUUGAAUCAUUCUUGAAUGGAAGAUGUUGGGUUUUUUUUUGGUUGUUUAAACUCUAAUAUUGAGCAGAUUCUAAUAAUCACAACAAUAAGGAUAUAGCAAAUGACAUUAUACACUGGCACAAUUAAAUUAACUAGCACCUGUAAUAAAAUGCAACAUCUGUAGUCAGCACAAGAUUGAACACAUCAUAUUGGUGGACUAAAAGGUCUUUUGGCCUCGUUUUUCUUGUGGCAAGUAUGCCUUAUACAGACAAAAUUUUGUGUGGGAAUCAUUAUUUCUGGAGGAGAAGCUUAAAAAAAAUAAGUUGAUGGAGUCAGCAGCAGGGUUUGAAAUUGUGGAA
Messenger RNA from Lagopus leucura (white-tailed ptarmigan), 3337 nucleotides. Its product is annotated as transmembrane protein 182-like. Lineage: Eukaryota; Metazoa; Chordata; Aves; Galliformes; Phasianidae. Gene Ontology annotation, cellular component: membrane. The coding region runs from base 127 to 864 and encodes 245 amino acids. The transcript has 5 exons. The record is from RefSeq and is a predicted model, not a curated record.